UUUGGUGUAGUGUUCCAAAACAUGGAGGCUAACUUGACAUAUCUAUCUUUGUAUUUGAACCUUCUUUUUCCUUUCUUUGUAUUAUCUUUGUGAUGCUCAUUUUGGAUUCCGUUCCCAGCCCUUUCUCACCCACCCGGGGAGGUUUUGACCUGAGAGCUUUUCCACUGGUUGGUCCUGCGAGCUGUGGAGGCCAGCCUGCUCCACCCCUCCAGCAGAGCCCCACACAAGCUCAGGGCUGGAGAACUCAGGGCUGGAGUGCGCACGGCACUUCCCGGCUUCGGCUACUGUUCCUACGUUCUCUCUGUGCUUCUGAGAAGUGACUUGGGGUCACUUGGGGAUUCUCAAAUUCACCAGAGACACCACCCUUGCUUCUGCUGCUUCCCUCACCGCUGCUGGUAGCACUGAAAAUGCCUCGUGUAAAAGCCGCUCAAGCUGGAAGACAGGGCCCUGGAAAGAGACGACUUGCGGAAAACUUUGCCCCUGGGGAGGUAAUCACUGACAUGACGAAGAAGGAGUGGAAGCUGGGCUCUCCCAUUGGCCAGGGCGGCUUUGGUUGUAUAUAUCUUGCUGAUAUGAAUUCUUCAAAAUCGGUGGGCAGCGAUGCACCUUGUGUUGUAAAAGUGGAGCCCAGUGACAACGGACCUCUCUUUACUGAACUGAAGUUCUACCAGCGAGCUGCCAAACCAGAGCAAAUUCAGAAGUGGAUUCGUACCCAUAAACUGAAGUACCUGGGUGUUCCUAAGUAUUGGGGGUCUGGCCUACAUGAUAAAAAUGGAAAGAGUUACAGGUUUAUGAUAAUGGAUCGCUUUGGGAGUGACCUUCAGAAAAUAUAUGAAGCAAAUGCCAGAAGGUUUUCUCGGAAAACUGUCUUGCAGCUAAGCUUGAGAAUUCUGGAUAUUCUGGAAUAUAUUCACGAGCACGAGUAUGUACACGGAGAUAUCAAGGCCUCAAAUCUUCUUUUGAGCUACAAGAAUCCUGACCAGGUGUACUUGGUAGAUUACGGCCUUGCUUACCGGUAUUGCCCAGAAGGAAUUCAUAAAGAAUACAAAGAAGACCCCAAAAGAUGUCACGAUGGCACUAUUGAAUUCACCAGCAUCGAUGCGCACCAUGGUGUUGCCCCGUCAAGACGCGGCGAUUUGGAGAUCCUUGGCUAUUGCAUGAUCCAGUGGCUUAGCGGUCGCCUUCCUUGGGACGAUAAUUUGAAAGAUCCUGACUAUGUUAGAGAUUCCAAAAUUAGAUACAGAGAAAAUAUUGCAGAUUUGAUGGACAGAUGUUUUCCCGAGAGAAACAAGCCAGAUGAGAUUGCUAAAUACAUGGAAACAGUGAAAUUAUUGGACUAUGCCGAGAAACCUCUUUAUCAGAACUUGCGAGACACUCUUCUGCAAGGACUGAAAGCUAUAGGAAGCAAGGAUGACGGCAAACUGGACCUCAGCCUCGUGGAGAAUGGAGGCUUGAGAACAAAGUCAAUAACGAAGCGCAAGAAAGGAAUUGAGGAGAGCACCAAAUCCAGUGUUGAAGAUAUGGAAUGCUCCAAUACACAGACAGAAGAGGCCACAAAAACCCGUGCUACAGCCCCCAGACAAGUCUUUUUGCUCUGCCGUGCGAAGUGUUCAGAAAGCAGAGGUGGCAGAAAUUACAUGAAAAUGGUUCCAAGGCCCUGUCUGUUCGCGUAGAGGUCAGAGAAAGCACAGCCUGCAGAAGCACGAUUCGAGGUCAAGAAUCCCAGACCCCUGCUGUUCCCAGUGAACUGUGUGAUGCACAUAGAAAAUGUUUGGAAGCAAGGGUCGAGCUAAGUGAACAGUCAUGAUAAUACCUGGUUGGUCUUUUAGCAGCAAAAUUGGGGGGAAAUAGGAAACUUU
Enhydra lutris kenyoni (northern sea otter) is the source of this 1859-nucleotide messenger RNA. RefSeq names its product vaccinia related kinase 1 (gene VRK1). The coding region runs from base 408 to 1673 and encodes 421 amino acids. The record is from RefSeq and is a predicted model, not a curated record. Gene Ontology annotation, biological process: peptidyl-serine phosphorylation; signal transduction. Gene Ontology annotation, molecular function: protein serine/threonine kinase activity; ATP binding. Gene Ontology annotation, cellular component: nucleus; cytoplasm. Lineage: Eukaryota; Metazoa; Chordata; Mammalia; Carnivora; Mustelidae. The transcript is spliced from 13 exons.